Molecule: messenger RNA, 1257 nt
Organism: Fusarium redolens
Lineage: Eukaryota; Fungi; Ascomycota; Sordariomycetes; Hypocreales; Nectriaceae
Exons: 2
Coding region: 1-1257 (418 amino acids)
Source: RefSeq, a predicted model, not a curated record
AUGGCCAACAAACACGGCUCUACCACUCCUCCACCGCCCACCCGCAUCCGCACUCCGCCAACUCCUCGCCUCGGAUACCAGGACAACUGGGAGCCUUUUACUCCUCGCAAAUCCGCACGAAUUUCAUCACAACGAACAAGAUCUCCUUCACCCGGCGCAUCACAUCGUCAAAUUCAAUCACCGCAUACUGUCAAAAAAUCAAACAAGCAUUUGAGCGCUGCCAUCGCUUCUCCCUUGCCGCAUAAGAAGCGCAUGCCCGCCAGCGAUUUCGUUCGUCGCGCAACAGAAAAUAUGCAGGCGGAAACUUCUCGCGAUGGUGCGAGCCGUCGCACUCAUGAGCGAUCUACCUCUUCCGCUACUGGAGCCGCUGGCAUGCUUCCUACACCAUCAAAGACUCCUCAAAAACCACCCACAGAAAAGAAAACCGCACAUAUCAAAUCAGUCGCCCGCAACCUUUUCAGUUCCGAUGCCGAUGAAGCAAAUUUGACUCCUAGGAAACGAGCUUCCAAGAAGUACACCGGCAUCUCGAUGGAGAGCUUUUCCGUGGAAGAGGUCGAGGAGCCUAUUGAGAUCUUUACCGAUACCCGUGAUCGAGUACCUGUUCGAGAUGAGAGUCAAGAGAAUCCUUUCCUUAUAUCGGAAAACCCAUUCUUCAGCGAUGCACCGCGACCUGAGACUACUAAACGUCACGACAAGCGCAAGGUCAAGGUUCCUGGAGAAGGCAUCAAGACUGUUGACGAUCUUGCUGAUCGCAAAGAUGGCAUGGUGUACACCUUCCGUGGAAAGAGAUUCUUCCGCAAGUGGUCUGAGCAAGAGAUGGAUGAUUUUGAUGACCUUCAAGCCGCGGAAGAGGAUCCCGAGGCUCAUCUCAACCGUCCAUUGACUCGAAGUUCCGUAAAACCUCGUCUUCUGUUCCAAAAUGACAAGACGGAUGAGCAGAUAGAGGAAGAGGAGGCUGUUACUGACGUCGAGGAAAACGAGGAGCCACAUUUCCCAGAAACCCCAUCCGCGUCUAAGCCAGAGCGCGCUUGCACUCCUGAAGCGCCCAGGUUUGCUCCCGCCUCACCACCUUCUACUCGACGAGUCACUCGAUCCACCAACAAGUUGCCUGAUGAAGGUACUCCUAUUAAGCCACCUGGAAAGCGAAGCCCCUUCGACUCUUGGCGACGAACCAAGGAAGGUGUCGUGAAAUCACCAUCGCGCAAACGCUCCGCAGACAGCGUCGACACUAGGGAGUCUAAGCGUACCCGCAUCUAA